AAGAGGAAAUGAUGGACAAUAGGACCAAUUCUGAUCUGCAAGACAAACUUCCUGUCUUCUCUGAUCCUGCCCACUUGCCGCUGACCAGGUCCUUCUAUCUGGACCCCAUGGUCACUUUCCACCUGUACCCGGAGGCCCCUGUGCCCUCCCCUUACUCUGAAGAGCUGCCAUUGCUGCCUUUUCCCAGUGACUCCCUGAUUAUGGACAAUUUCGGUGAACCCUGCCCCAUCUCUUUCCCAAUACCUUAUCCAAAUUACAGAAGGUGUGAAUACUCCUAUGGGCCGGCCUUUAUCCGGAAAAGGAACGAGCGGGAAAGACAGCGGGUAAAGUGUGUCAACGAAGGCUAUGCCCAGCUCCGACAUCAUCUGCCAGAGGAGUAUUUGGAGAAACGACUCAGCAAAGUGGAAACCCUUAGAGCUGCAAUCAAGUACAUCAACUACCUGCAGUCUCUUCUGUACCCUGAUAAAGCUGAGACCGAGAAUAACCCUGGAAAAGGUUCCUCCAUAAUGGCAACCACCAGCCACCACCCUGACCGUAUUUUUAGAAUCAUUUGAGUCAGUAUUUCAAAACGGAGACAAAUUUUAAUUAUACAAAAUGGGGUCUCUUACAGCAUCAUUCAGUAGUUUUUCCUAAAUGUAAUUUCUG
Molecule: messenger RNA, 645 nt
Organism: Microcebus murinus (gray mouse lemur)
Lineage: Eukaryota; Metazoa; Chordata; Mammalia; Primates; Cheirogaleidae
Gene: ASCL3
Product: achaete-scute family bHLH transcription factor 3
Biological process (GO): regulation of transcription by RNA polymerase II; developmental process
Molecular function (GO): RNA polymerase II transcription regulatory region sequence-specific DNA binding; DNA-binding transcription factor activity, RNA polymerase II-specific; protein dimerization activity
Source: RefSeq, a predicted model, not a curated record